AUGGAAAAGUUAUUGCAAAAGGUUCUGAUCCCUCUGACCGUCAUCACGACUCCAUUCCAGUCAAUUUGGCAGCAAUGGGAGGGCCGCAGUGGGAGCAGUACCGAUCACUCAAUGUGUUCUGCGGUCAACUACACAACCGAGAUUGUUAGUCUAGACCCAUUGGCAAUCUAUAUCAAUGGAUUUAUAUCGAGCUGGGAAAUUGCAUAUCUCCGAGAUCUAGCAGACAAAGAGGGAACAUUUACACACCACGAAGCCAAAUACCCGGAUCACAAGUCUCACGCAGCACGCCGUAUUGCAAGCUCUCUUUAUCUCCCAAGUGAUGACCUCGUGGUGGACUGUAUCGUCAAGCGAUCAACCGCCUUUGUUGGUUUCAAACCCAACGAUGGAUUUGAAGUGCUCCAGGUUGUGAAGUAUCAUGAAGGAGGCGACAGACACGACCCUCACUACGAUCGGUUUCUUUCCCCUCCUAGUAUUCCUUCUGGCUUUACAUGCAACCGAGUAGCGAGCUUUUUCGUUUACCUGGGCGAUGAGCCCGAAGGUGGAGAGACAUGCUUCCAUUUUCUGCAGCCCGCACCUCAGGAUGCUGAUCCUGAGAAGUUCAGUAAUAUCAAUAGCGAUGACAGGCUGGGUUUCGCGGUGAAACCUGUUACUGGAAAUGCUAUGUUCUGGAUGAAUUUGCACUCGAAUAACACAGGGGACGUUUGUGUACAGCAUUCAGCGCUGCCCCUGAAAUCUGGGACAAAAUACGGGAUGAACAUCUUGCUAAGGAGAUGUUUCGAGGCUUGA
Messenger RNA from Penicillium oxalicum, 786 nucleotides. RefSeq lists its product as uncharacterized. The coding region runs from base 1 to 786 and encodes 261 amino acids. Gene Ontology annotation, cellular component: endoplasmic reticulum. Gene Ontology annotation, molecular function: procollagen-proline 4-dioxygenase activity; iron ion binding; L-ascorbic acid binding. The record is from RefSeq and is a predicted model, not a curated record. The transcript has 3 exons. NCBI's taxonomy places the organism in Eukaryota, Fungi, Ascomycota, Eurotiomycetes, Eurotiales, Aspergillaceae. Gene Ontology annotation, biological process: peptidyl-proline hydroxylation to 4-hydroxy-L-proline.